Oryza brachyantha (malo sina) is the source of this 698-nucleotide messenger RNA. Its product is annotated as DNA polymerase delta subunit 4-like. Gene Ontology annotation, molecular function: DNA-directed DNA polymerase activity. Lineage: Eukaryota; Viridiplantae; Streptophyta; Magnoliopsida; Poales; Poaceae. Bases 87 to 458 code for a protein of 123 amino acids. The transcript is spliced from 2 exons. Gene Ontology annotation, biological process: DNA-templated DNA replication; DNA synthesis involved in DNA repair. Gene Ontology annotation, cellular component: delta DNA polymerase complex. The record is from RefSeq and is a predicted model, not a curated record.
UCCGCGACGCCACACUCCGGAGAGAGAUCAUCGAGAGGGAGAGAGAUCGGUAGCAGCAGCGGAGUCACCACCGGAGGCCCGGAGCCAUGAGGAGCGGCAGCGGCGGCGGCGACAUGAAGUCCUUCUUCCGGCAGCAGAAGGCCCACGCCGCCGCCGGCAGUGUCAAGCCCACCGGCGGCGUCUCCAAGAAGGCGUCGCAGCCGCGCCACCACCAGAAGCCCGUGGCUCAAGCGGUGCCAGAUCUCGCCGACGACCCGAGGAGGCGCAUCGACGAGGAGGAGGAGGAGCGGGAGAGGAUGGGUCGGGAGUUCGACAUGGACAUGCGGUACGGGCCCUGCCUCGGCGUCACCCGCGCCCAGCGCUGGCGCCGCGCCGCCGCGCUCGGCCUCGCCCCGCCUCACGCCGUCAUCGCCGUCUGCUCCGACGACCAGCCAUGUCUCUGGGAGGGCCGCGUCUAGCCACACCGCCCGAUCAGCUUGUGUUCGAGACUUCGAGUAGGAACAACCUUCUCUUCUCUUCGCUUCUGCUUCCAUCUGCCACGCCUCGUGGUACUUGCAUCGCCUGCCCAAAUCCGCUUUCUCAUGAGUCAGUGAUCUCUACCAUCUUGUGUUAAUCUGAUAUUACAAUGUCUUCAUUGUAUCAACUAUUGAAUCUUGAUUGGAUUAAUACAACUCGAAAGCAUGAUAAAUUAGCCCAAA